Molecule: messenger RNA, 637 nt
Organism: Mus pahari (shrew mouse)
Lineage: Eukaryota; Metazoa; Chordata; Mammalia; Rodentia; Muridae
Product: late cornified envelope protein 1F-like
Exons: 2
Coding region: 64-447 (127 amino acids)
Biological process (GO): epidermis development
Source: RefSeq, a predicted model, not a curated record
CAGCGUUACCAGUUUCAGGCCCUGCUUCUUCUGCUGAACAAGUUUUCAGACUUCCUCCCAAGAAUGUCCUGCCAGCAGAACCAGCAACAGUGCCAGCCCCCUCCCAAGUGCACCCCCAAGUGCCCUCCCAAGUGCCAGACUCCCAAAUGCUCUCCCAAGUGCCCCCCUAAGUGUCCUCCCAAGUGCCCCCCUGUGUCUUCCUGCUGUAGCCUGGGUUCUGGGGGCUGCUGUGGCUCCAGCUCUGGGGGCUGCUGCAGCUCUGGGGGCUGCUGCAGUUCUGGGGGUGGUGGCUGCUGUCUGAGCCACCACAGACCCCGCAGAUCUUUUCAUCGCCAUCGUCACAGCUCUGGAUGCUGUAGCAGUGGUGGCAGCAGUGGCUGCUGUGGCAGCAGUGGAGGCAGCAGUGGCUGCUGUGGUGGUAACCAGCAGUCUGGGGACUGCUGCUGACCUGGGCCAUGAAGCCUUCAGACAAGCAAUAAGGAAGGCAACCAUGUUCACAGGACCUGCUCUUGCCUGCUAUUCCUCCCUCUCUUCUUGUCUUCUGUGUUCUGAAUUUCAAGAUGAUGAAUUUUUCAGUGAAGUUCAAAUUUUACUCUCUACUCACAUCCCCUUCUGUGGUUCCAAAUAAAAUCUUUCC